AAAUCAUUCAUUGUUACCGUAACAUGUCACUUGGACUCCGGGAUGCACGUUCACAAGCUUGUAUCUCUUUCACUAUCACCAACAUUAAACAGGCAGACGGUUCAGUCCUCCGUCUGACCUAGCAUCGAUCCUUGCGGUAGUGCCAUCUACCCAUUCACUGUCAUUCGUUUAUAAUCCGACGCUCUUUACUGCCUUUCAAUAUGGAACAGAUAUCUGACUAUAACUCAGCACCUAGCUCCUUCGCCACACAAAUAUUUAGCAGCAGUGAUGUCAACCACACAACUACCGUUAUCAUCGUAGGUUCUUUGUGUCGUUGUGGGCAUGUCGAUCCUGUUCAGUCUUUUUCGAUUCCUACGUCAUCGAUUGGUCCGACGUUCCACUCCCCUACCACCUGUGCAACCUAUCGCUCAUUAUCGCAAGCAGCGGCUGACAGAAUUCGCUGAACGGCCCACCAUGUCAUCAACAUACUCCCUGUCCUCACACCAUUCUCCGUCAAUUGGAUUAUCGCCUGCCGCGAGCGAUUCUUCCUUCCUCACUGUAAAGUACAACCAGACUUUUCCUUCGCAGUCAAGUCUGUAUCUUGCAGAUAAAGGCGAUGACCAAGGCGUGCCGCCGUCUCCAGGGAACGACGACAAAGUACUGCCAACGCCAAAUCUCGCAUUUAAUCAUGCCAGGCGUUUCAGUAGCAGCUCUUCGGGUUCUGCUUCCUCUACUCCCCCCUCAGUUUCUGUUGCAUCACGUUCGCCAUCACAGGCUACGCUUACUCAUUCGUAUUCUCGUCGUACUGGUCCUGCGUCAGCAGUAUCCAGCACCUCCAUCCGAAGCAGGAGUUCUGGAAGGAGCACUAUUGUAGGUGCUCCGCAUGGACCCCUAAGUCAGGUCAGAGUCGUACUACCUGCCCCUCUCGCUCCUUCUCUGCGUCCAUAUCUUUCUGGUCCAGAAGCAGGCAGAUUAGGCGUGGAUGCCGAGACGUCAGUGCGUACAACCAUGGUCGAUAUGUGGGCACUCCCGCUUCACAGGUCGGCGAGCUCUGAUCAUAUCCGACCAAAUUCGCCCGCAAUUUCUGCUACGUACCGGCACGGCUCUUCACUCUCUAGACCUCGACAGAGGACCAACUCUUGCCAUACACCGUCAUCGUCACUUUAUUCCUCUGUGAUUGAUUCCCCUCCUGUCCCCCCGAUUCCUACCCAGUACAAGCAACUAAAUGGGAUACCUUGCGCCACACAACAUCAGCAAGACAAUCCUACGAGAGACCCUCUCAUGCUUCCACAGUCCUCUUCCGGAGGGCCAUACACCACACAGCACAAGGACCGCAUCAGGGAAACGUAAUUCACUACAGAGUGCUACAGAGCGCUCUGUAGCACUCUGUAACACAAUCCAACCCGCUGAUGCGAGAAGAGAAUCCUCGCGAGUCAUC
Molecule: messenger RNA, 1417 nt
Organism: Suillus subaureus
Lineage: Eukaryota; Fungi; Basidiomycota; Agaricomycetes; Boletales; Suillaceae
Exons: 3
Coding region: 322-1329 (335 amino acids)
Source: RefSeq, a predicted model, not a curated record